GUGUGCAUAGUAGCGUGCUAUGGUUAAUUAUCUAUACUUUACUAUGCGAAGACUGAAUAAAAUGCAAUAUAUUUAGUCGUUUUAAAACUGGAUAAACUGGCACUCCAGUUAUUGUUUCCUCAGCGUCACGAGUUACUGCUCCCUUCUUCUGCAAUGUGAUUGAGUUCACUUCCAUAGCAACCCCUCUGUCGGUAAUUACACACUGAACGGUCUGGUGACGGCGGGUCAGAGGUGUUCAGGGUCAGGUAUAGAGCCCCCUGGCUGACGUUUCUGGGUGAAUUAUAACUAAGGACAACUGAAGUACAUAAAAGUGAAGAAUGUUGGGGAAGAUUACAACAGAUCUACCUUACCUUACCAUCGAUAAUUUCGAGGACUGUCUGUCUACUGAUGAUGUUCUGGUGCACUUCUUUAACGGCUUCCUCAGUCUACCUUCGUUCCCUGAGUGUGUACAGUACAACCAGGCGACUGGUGUGUUUGAGGUGGUCAGUGAUGCAGCGGAGGCUCUGUCUAGGAGGAUCAGGUCAGCCCUGCAGUACUUUAAAUCACAACCUCUCACUGACCCAACAGAGCUGACUGCUAGACCUGUGGUGGACAACCACUACACUGUUCUGUGCUUGGACAGAGAACAGGGAGUGGAGUGGAUCCUAAAAGAGAGACUACCCUUGUUUAUUGAAAGUGACUGCUACUUGGAGUACAGGUUAGCGAAGCUGCUCUCUCAGUGGGGCCCUCGGGGCUGGAACCAGAAGAGGGAUGAUACCUCAGUCCAGCCCCCUGUCACCACAGAGCCUGUCUGUCCUUCCCCUGGGAGCGAUGAGACCCUGAUGAAGGUCCUCUAUGUGUCACUGGGACAGGCCUCCGUAACAGACAUGUUGACAAUGGCUAAGGACAAGCAGCUGCCGGUCUGUCCCCGGUCUGUGAGAACCCCGGUGUGCUCCCUGGGCCGGGAGGGACAGAGGGGUCCGGCCUCAGCCUGCUUCUCCUGCAUCCCUGACUCAGAGUCCUACGCCCUGUCCUCCUCACUCCUCGUCUCCUUUCCUCUCUCCUCUUCGCUCCCGGACUGUCCUCUCUGCUCUUCACUUCUAGACUGGGACAAGAGGCGGGGAGACCACAGCGCAGAGCAGGAGACGAAAGUCUACCUCACAGAGGCAAAGACAGAGAUAGAGGCAGGAACUACAGAUGAGGAUCAUGGGGAACCCAAGCCCCAGAGUCCCGCCUGUUCUACCACUGUUGAGGAGAUGGUUGGUCCCCACACAGAGAGCCCCUGUGAAGGAGGUCCAGCCACCAGCCACAGCAGACUGAAGGAGCAGCAGGAGGAGGGUGGAGGGUCAGAGGAGGAGAAUGACCAUGAGUUCUAUGAUGUCACUGGGAGUAUCCAUGGUGACAGACAGGGCCUUGGUGACUUUAAGGACUUCUUAAAGGGAACACUAGGAGAGAAGCUUUUGCGUCUGUGGAUGGAUAUAGAGAGACUGAAGACCCUACAGGACGACAGGAGGAGAAUCAGGCAUUUGGUCCAGAUGCGUAGCUGCUACCUGCUGACCGGUGGCCAGAGCUGUCUGAGUGGUGAGCUGUUAACCAGACUGGGUCUCUCUACCUCCCCCUGCUGGAGAGAGGACAGACUGCAGAGAGUUCAGCCCCGCGUCACUGAGGCACUGCUCUGCUACUGGGGUCCCAGGUUCAUGAUGAGCCAGAGAGCAGUAGAUCCUCUCAGAUUGUCACUGGGGAGGAACAGACCGCUACACCCUCCCUCUGGGGUCAACCCUAACCCUCGUUACAUCAACCUCCACCCCCUCCGGCCUCACACCUCUAUCCCUCGACCGACCAUCCGCCCAGACACCUCUCUACCCAGAGACAGGACCCCCACACCAGUUCACACACAGACAGGUUAUGCCAGCAGCAGUCCUGUUGUAGAGGCCUGGAGGAUGGAGAGGAUGUUACAGGCUCUAUGUGUGGACUCACAGGCCGGGUUCUACUUCACACGCUACUGUGAACGCUCUGGAAACCCGCUGUGGGAGAAUGCCGUCCACUGCUGGUGUGAUCUGCAGCAGUACCACCAGCUCUUCUACCAAGAUGGACUGGAUCCCUACAGGGUACAGAGACAGGCUCAUUUGCUGUAUUCAACCUACGUGUGCAGUGCUGCCCGUAGUAGCAUUGAGGUGGAGGAGGAGAGCAGAGAGAGGGUGUACACCGGUCUCACUCCCCCGUUUGAGGAGCUGUUUGACUGGGUGGAGGAACACACUCUGACCCUCCUCCUGGAGGCCUGGACGCUGCUCACCACCAGGGACACAGACACCUUCCAGAAGGUGGCUGUACGGGAGGAGACUCGCCAGGUGGAGUCAGAGCCCUACGGAGAACUGAAGACGCUGUACGAGGAGGCUCUACACAGACUGGAACAGCAUGCUGUGGCCCAGGCCUGCAGGCCCCCUCCUCCACCACUAGAGGUCGCCAGGUCUCCAGCUAUGUGGUCUGCCGUCCCAGAGAGGUACAGAGGGUACAGGUUGGGCUCUCUGCUAGGACACCGCACGGAGCUACAACACUUCACAUCCUUCCUACAGGACAACACCGCCAGUAUACACCUGGCUUGCUGGCAGGACAUAGAGAAUUACAGGAGAAUCCCCCAUAAAGACAAGGCCCAGAGAGAGGACAAGUCCAGACUCAUUAAGGACAAAUACCUCAAUAGAAAAUACUUCUUUGGGCCUGACAGUCCUGCCACCAGACAACAACAGGAGGAGGUGAUGCGUCUGGCGGGUGGCUGGGGGAGACUGCUCCAUGACCGUCUGUGUGCUCCUGUCCUGGUGGACAUUCAGGGGAUCAUCAGGAACCACAUAGAAACAAAAUGGCUGCCUGUCUUCCUGGCGACGCCGGAGUUCAAUGAGAGACAGCAGCAGAGAGUCAGGCCUCGGGGUGAAGACGGGGUGUCCGACCAGGUCUACCAGCGACACAGGAACAAGAGAGAGGUGUGGAAGCAGGUCAAGGGGACGUGGAUGACCUCUGCAGGGGAGAUCCUGGCUCUCCGGAGGGCCCUGCUCAACCCCGUCACGUGUCAUCAGUUCGGGCGCUUCGUCUCGCUGAAGGGAGACUUCCUGGAGAAUGACAUCCUGUUCUGGUUGGAGGUCCAGAGGUACAAGGAUCUGUGUCAUUCCCACUGUGUGGAGGCUGUAGUCCAGGACAAGGUGUCCACCAUCAUCAGCUGUUUCAUCCAGUCCUCCGUCCCCCCAGCCCUGCAGAUAGACAUCCCCCCAGAGCAGGCAACACACAUCCUGGAGAGGAGGGGGGAGAUGGGGCCCUACGUCUUCAGAGAGGCUCAGAAUGGUCCACCACUCAAACGACAUCCAGCCAUCUUGACACGGUUUGAAGCAUUGGGCCAGCAUCGGGCCAGCAUCCGUGUGGAACGCUUUCGACACCUUGUAGAGUCCGUGCACCAACUGAACGCAAAUAUUAGGUGUUCCUAA
Messenger RNA from Oncorhynchus masou masou (cherry salmon), 3449 nucleotides. Its product is annotated as regulator of G-protein signaling 22. Gene Ontology annotation, cellular component: cytoplasm; nucleus. Gene Ontology annotation, biological process: regulation of signal transduction. The transcript has 20 exons. Bases 318 to 3449 code for a protein of 1043 amino acids. Lineage: Eukaryota; Metazoa; Chordata; Actinopteri; Salmoniformes; Salmonidae. The record is from RefSeq and is a predicted model, not a curated record. Gene Ontology annotation, molecular function: G-protein alpha-subunit binding.